AUGGGUUUCAGCCACGAUGACCAGGUGAGUCAAGCGCGCAAGAUCCUGGGUGAAUACAAAGAGGAAUGCCUUUGCGAGCCCUACCUUGCAAUGCAAGAAGCGUUGUACCGCGCUUGGCAUUGGUUGCUUGAUUUGAGGAACCAUGUGGGAAUGCCAUCUUUCGUUGGAAUGGGGUUCACGUCGUUCGUUGGCGCGAUCAAGACCUCGUUUGUUUCAUUUGGGGCUGUCAAGAACACCCACAACGUCGGGGUUGCGAUCUUUUCAGCGCUUUUUGAGUUUGGAGCGUGGACUAUGGUCAUGUUGAAACGUUGUGGACUUUCCUUUUGGACUUGGCUUAGACAUGUCAACACGGCUACCGCUGGGACUGUCGCUAUAGCUGUUGUGGCUACGUCUUACGCUGCCAAGUUGACUUUCUACGGGAUAGACUACUCCGUGCAGGGCGUUGGGUUUUGCGACAACCAGGACUUGAUUGAGUUUCCGCGCGGCCAACGCGCCCAGCUUCGGUAUUUGCCGUGCUCAGGGAAUUUGAGCGGUGCGGCUUCGAAAGUUCCCGAGAAAAUUGUCACUUUCUGGACGGCAAUUGAUGGCUGUAUCAUCCCCAUUGGCAUGGGUUAUGCAGUUUCUGGAGGAGUCUUGAUUUGCAAGCACCAAGUCAGGGGGGGGAAGUCCAUGACUGAGCUAGCUGCGGCUGGUUUUCCUCUCUACGCAGCGAAGGCUGCGCUGCAAGUUUCAGGAGUUGAGCAGCUCCUGGAGUUUAAGUUGGGAGAUGUAGUAGCGCCAACUGCUCGGAAGCCGGAGCACGCAAUUUCUCGCGACUUCGCUUUUAUGCAGUCCGAUCUCCCUGCGAGGCUUGGGAUGAAGACCCGGAGCCUUCAGUUUAGCUUCCGUUGCGACGCGACGUUUGAAACGUAUCAUUACCGGUACGAUGAUGAUAAGAUGUUGUUCGUUUUGAUACGCAAUGUCGGAUCGCUUUGCGACCAGAUGGAGGGCGUGCGUGGAGUGUACACUCAUGGCAUUGACACGCGACCUGGGGAUUCAGGUUCAGUCCUGUUGACGGUUGGCACUGGCGAAAUUCUCGGUAUGAGAUGCGGGAUUAUCGCCGAUGAGGAAGAGAACAUUAAGGAAAGAUUGGCCAUUGGGUCCAAGCAGAUUUAUUCGCACAUGCGGGAAGCCCGUAUGAUUGCGGGUAAGAAGGGCGGGAUUCUCGAAACGUGCUUGCUUCCACAGGCGGGCGUAGAGAUCUACGCGCCUUGUGCUAAGGACCCUCGCCCCCACCGCAAACAAUGUGGAGGAGACUGGGGCUCGUCGACCGUUGAUUCUGAAGAACACCAGGAUGAUUUUGAUCCCGAUGACUUCGAUCAGCCAGAUGAUUAUGACGAGGAUGAUCGCAUGUACGAGGGCCGGGAUGCGUUCGACGAAGUCCAUGUCAACGUGGACGAGGUGCUUGACCCGGAGCAGGGCAACGGGCUAGAAGACGCCGACGAAGAAACUCCUCCGUCGCGCAAGACGCACCUCGAAGACUUAGAUGCAUCGAUCAGCCCGCACACCCGGCGCCUCCUGAAGAAGGUCCGCGAGCAGACAACACUGCAGAAGCAGAAGAGCCUUGAGAUCCCGAGAUCGGAGGGCUUGUGGAAGAGGACCCAGCACGCCUGCAAGAAGUUGAUCAAGAAGGACUGGUUCGAGUGCAUGAUCUCCUUCGUUAUCGUCGCCAACUCUGCGAUCAUCGGCGUCGACAGCCACCUGUCUCUCCCGAGCACGGGGGAGACGACCAAGGGGCCUGGUCUGGCCUGGGCGUCGGAGGCGGAGAUCUUCUUCCUGGUCUUCUAUUCCUUGGAGUUGGCCAUCCGCGCCAUUGCCCUUCAGUCCAAGUGCAUCCGUGAUGGCUGGUUCAUCUUCGACGCGAUCCUGGUGACGAGCGCCUACAUUGAGCAGCUCUUGUCCCUCUUUUCUGUGCAAUCCGAGCAGCAGAUCAUGAUUCUCCGGCUGCUGCGCUUGAUUCGCUUGGUCCGAACCUUCCGGAUGAUUCGGCAGAUCAAGUCAAUCUGGCGGUUGCUGUACGGCCUCCUCACUUGCGGAGAACUGCUUAUCUCAACUCUUGCCUUGCUCGGGAUGGUGAUCUAUGUUUUUGCUGUUCUCGGCCUAGAGACCAUCGCCUCCAAUCAAGAGAUGCGGGAAGAUGACAACAUCCAACGCCUCCUGGAUGAGCGCUUCAGCUCCCUCGGCGUGACGAUGAUGACCCUGACACAGUUCGUGACCUUGGACUCGCUGUCAAGCCUCUACCUUCCGCUCAUCAAGAAGAACGCGUGGCUGAUGUUCUACUUCCUCGGCUUGAUCAUUAUCGUCUCAAUUGCCUUGAUGAAUUUGGUGACGGCGGUUCUCGUGGAGGGCGCAUUAGAACAUGCACGGCAGGACAUCUUCGACAAUUCUCGUUGA
Symbiodinium sp. CCMP2592 is the source of this 2433-nucleotide messenger RNA. NCBI's taxonomy places the organism in Eukaryota, Dinophyceae, Suessiales, Symbiodiniaceae. The record is from the annotation of a GenBank genome assembly.